Condylura cristata (star-nosed mole) is the source of this 2134-nucleotide messenger RNA. It is a transcript of the gene WNT10A, whose product is annotated as wingless-type MMTV integration site family, member 10A. The coding region runs from base 485 to 1738 and encodes 417 amino acids. The transcript has 4 exons. Lineage: Eukaryota; Metazoa; Chordata; Mammalia; Eulipotyphla; Talpidae. Gene Ontology annotation, molecular function: frizzled binding; cytokine activity. Gene Ontology annotation, biological process: cell fate commitment; multicellular organism development; neuron differentiation. The record is from RefSeq and is a predicted model, not a curated record. Gene Ontology annotation, cellular component: extracellular region.
CCGGAGCUGGGACAGUCACUCACUCUCUGGGCGGUGGGGCCGGGCACAGACAGCGCCGCCCCCCUCCCCCUCCCCGCCCGCCUCGCACGCCCUCCCUCGGAAGCGCAGGCUCGCGGCGCUGCUCUGGGGGGCUCCCCAGCACCCCAGCCUCGCAUCCUCAGCCCGCCGCGCCUCCAGGCCCCCCUUACCCUCAAGAGGCACCGGGAGUUGUCACAGGGGGGCCUCGGGAAAUUCCCUGGACCCCUGUGCCAGGAGGUGCCCGGUGCGCGCCCGCCCGCUUCCCCCCCCCCCGAGGGCGGUGCCCGGGGGCGCUGCCCCAUGGAGCCGGGAGGCGGGCGCCGUCUGCUUGCGGAGCUGUGACCCGAGUCGGAGUGGUUUGUCGCAGCUGCCCCGACCCCCGCGGAUCAUGCGCCGCCGCCCCUGGCUCGCCGGUCCCGCCGGGCUGUGAGCCCCCCAUUCCCCGGCUGGUCACAGCCCUUGCGCCAUGGGCAGCACCCACCCUUGCCCCUGGCUGCGGCUCCGACUUUGGCCCCAGCCGCGGCCCGCGCUCUGUGCUCUCCUGCUCUUCCUACUGCUGCUGGCUGCCGCCUUGCCCAGGUCAGCACCCAAUGACAUUCUAGGCUUCCGCCUCCCUCCAGAGCCUGUGCUCAACGCCAACACGGUGUGUCUGACAUUGCCCGGCCUGAGCAGACGGCAGAUGGAGGUGUGCGUCCGUCACCCUGACGUGGCUGCCUCAGCCAUCCAGGGCAUCCAGAUUGCCAUCCACGAGUGCCAGCACCAGUUCCGGGACCAGCGCUGGAAUUGCUCUAGUCUGGAGACUAGAAACAAGAUCCCCUACGAGAGCCCCAUCUUCAGCAGAGGUUUCCGAGAGAGUGCCUUUGCCUACGCAAUUGCGGCAGCAGGGGUGGUGCAUGCAGUGUCCAACGCGUGUGCCUUGGGCAAACUGAGGGCCUGCGGCUGCGAUGCUUCCAGGCGAGGGGAUGAGGAAGCCUUUCGUAGAAAGCUGCACCGCCUGCAGUUGGACGCGCUGCAGCGUGGUAAGGGCCUCAGCCACGGGGUCCCAGAGCACCCAGCUCUGCCCCCGGCCAGCCCUGGCCUGCAGGACUCCUGGGAGUGGGGCGGCUGCAGCCCUGACGUGGGCUUCGGGGAGCGCUUCUCUAAGGACUUUCUGGACUCCAGGGAGCCUCACAGAGACAUCCAUGCACGCAUGAGGCUCCACAACAACCGAGUUGGGAGGCAGGCGGUGAUGGAGAACAUGCGGCGGAAGUGCAAGUGCCACGGCACGUCAGGCAGCUGCCAGCUCAAGACCUGCUGGCAGGUGACGCCGGAGUUCCGCGCGGUGGGGGCGCAGCUGCGCAGCCGUUUCCACCGCGCCACGCUCAUCCGGCCGCACAACCGCAACGGCGGCCAGCUGGACCCAGGCCCUGCGGGCGCACCCUCGCCAGCGCCCGGCGUCCCGGGGCCGCGCCGCCGCGCCAGCCCCGCCGACCUGGUCUACUUCGAGAAGUCGCCGGACUUCUGCGAGCGCGAACCGCGCCUGGACUCGGCCGGCACCGUGGGCCGCCUGUGCAACAAGAGCAGCGCGGGCCCCGACGGCUGCGGGAGCAUGUGCUGCGGCCGCGGCCACAACAUCCUGCGGCAGACGCGCAGCGAGCGCUGCCACUGUCGCUUCCACUGGUGCUGCUUCGUGGUCUGCGAGGAGUGCCGCAUCACCGAGUGGGUCAGCGUCUGCAAGUGACGCGCGGGCGCCCCUCCGGGAGCCUGGCCGCGCCCCGCGCGGGCAUCCGGGCCGGGCAGCGUCCCUAGGGCUCCAGGAGAGGAGGUCGGACCACGGGAUCUUGCGGGAACUUCCCAGUUCUAAGGGGUCGUCAACGCUGCAGUCACGGCACAGUCCACACCUGCCUGGACCCCAACAUUUACUUCUGUGGGCUCCCUGCCCCAAGCUCAGACAGCUCAUCUGGGCGGGGAUUGCCUGGGAGGCCUGUUUCCUUGCGGCCCUUCCUUCACCCACCCCCUGGAGUGGGAGAGACGGUGGGAAGCUGAUGGAUGGGCAGGGGAGGAGGACUUGAAAAAGGAAAGGGACAUAACGCAGCUGAGGCAGUGAGACCCCAGACAUGCUCCCCUCGUUGGUCUC